Salvia splendens (bonfire salvia) is the source of this 1305-nucleotide messenger RNA. Its product is annotated as probable LRR receptor-like serine/threonine-protein kinase At4g36180. Gene Ontology annotation, molecular function: protein binding. The record is from RefSeq and is a predicted model, not a curated record. NCBI's taxonomy places the organism in Eukaryota, Viridiplantae, Streptophyta, Magnoliopsida, Lamiales, Lamiaceae. Bases 1 to 1305 code for a protein of 434 amino acids. The transcript is spliced from 2 exons.
AUGGAAACAACUUUCAUUCACUUCACUUAUUCAGAUGUGAUAUUACUACAAUUUUAUGCAUAUUUAUUUCUACUCUCAGCCAAUGCAUCAACCAAUUUGUCAACUGAUGCAGAAGCUCUUCUUGCCUUCAAAUCAAGAAUCACUUCAGACCCUCUUGACAAAAUCACAAGAAAUUGGUCCGCCUCCGCCUCCGCCUCCGCCUCCGCCUCUGCCUCUGUCUGCAGCUGGUAUGGCGUUUCCUGCGGCGCCAGAAGGCGAGUCACGGCCUUAAGUCUCUACAAUGCGAGCCUAGGAGGCACCGUGGCUCCACAUCUUGGGAACCUUUCUUUCCUGAGAUCCUUGGACCUCGGCCUCAACAGAUUCACGGGCCACCUGCCCCGUGAACUGUCUAACCUAGGUCUCCUACAAAACAUAUACCUCGACUUCAACAACUUCACCGGAGAUUUACCUCCAUGGCUUGGCGCGUUGACGCAACUAAAAGAAGCCACCCUGCAGAACAACAGUCUUGGCGGUGUCAUUCCAAAUCUGCUCAACCUUUCGAACCUCGAGAAACUUGAUGCUUCUUACAACGCGAUCACCGGCAAUAUUCCAAAAGAGAUCGGUAACCUUUCCCGCUUCAAAUCGUUGGACUUGAAGUAUAACCAGCUGACGGGAUCAAUACCGUCCACCAUUUUCAACAUGUCAUCUUUGGAAAUGCUUGACCUUUCAGCAAACAACCUGUCGGGGAAGAUUGUGAUACAUGAUCUUCCCCGACUGGAAGGCCUUUUUCUCUCUCUUAAUCAACUUUUUGGUUUGAUCCCGUCGAGACUCUUCAAGUGCACAUCGCUGCAGCGCUUAUCCCUUUCGCGUAACCAAUUCAAUGGAAGCAUACCGGCGGGGAUUGCUAGUUUGACCCUUCUGAAGAACUUGUAUCUUGGGACAAAUAACUUGCAAGGAGGUAUACCACCAGAGAUAGGCAAUCUAUCAAGAUUGGAAAUAUUGAGCAUGGCACAAAGCUCACUCAUUGGGGAGAUUCCUUCAUUCAUCUUCAACAUGUCUUCUCUCAAAGAGAUAGACCUUGGUUACAAUAGCCUCUCAGGAAGAGUUCCACCAACGCUUAAUCUUCCUAAUCUUGAGGUGAUUUUUCUUAAUAGUAACAAUCUCACCGGUGAAAGCUUGUUCGGCCUACUUGACUGCCGUAAGGUUCGGCUUCUCCAGCUCUCGGAAAACCUACUCACAGGCCCCAUGCCUAAAAGAGUUGGAAACAUGAGCCAGCUCAGGUUUCUCUUUCUAAAUGAGAACAAGUUGACUGGUAUGUUGUCCUAA